GUUGCACAAAGUAGGCAUGUCCUUGGCUUCCCUCCAGAACUGAUUUUACAUUCACCCUUUGCACCUUGAAAAGUUUUCUGUUUUCCCAGCCCUCAGCUGUCACAGACAUGCUUUCUCUGUCACUACAAACGUUACGGCCCCACUUCCUAAGGGUUUCAGGAUAUUUGGGCAGAGAGGGACAGGUCACAGCAGAGUCAUGCAGGCAAGGCCUCAGUGCAGCUGGUGCAUGGACGGGACAGGAGAGCCUGGCACAGGAUGACCCAGAGAUGUGGCGCCUCCUGCAGCAGGAGAAGGACAGGCAGUGUCGGGGACUGGAGCUCAUUGCAUCAGAGAACUUCUGCAGCCGUGCAGCGCUGGAGGCCCAGGGCUCCUGUCUGAACAACAAGUACUCUGAGGGAUACCCAGGACAAAGGUACUAUGGAGGUGCAGAGAUCGUGGACAAAAUUGAGCUGCUGUGUCAGCAGCGAGCCCUCACUGCCUUCAGUCUUGACCCAAACCUGUGGGGCGUUAAUGUCCAGCCGUACUCCGGAUCCCCCGCAAACUUUGCAGCAUACACAUCUGUCCUGCAGCCUCAUGACCGCAUCAUGGGCCUGGACCUGCCUGACGGAGGACACCUUACCCACGGCUACAUGUCAGACACCAAGAGAAUCUCAGCCACCUCCAUCUACUUUGAAUCGAUGCCUUACAAGCUGGAUCAUGAAACAGGUCUCAUAGAUUAUGACCGCUUGGAGAAGACAGCCAGACUUUUCCGACCCAGACUCAUCAUAGCAGGAACCAGCGCCUACGCUCGCCUCAUGGACUACUCUCGCAUGAAGAAGCUGUGUGUGGAGCUUGAUGCCUACCUGCUGGCGGACAUGGCUCAUAUCAGUGGCUUGGUGGCAGCAGGAGCUGUUCCCUCUCCUUUCCAUCAUGCUGACCUGGUAACCUCUACUACCCAUAAGUCUCUGCGUGGAGCAAGGGCUGGUCUAAUCUUUUACCGGAAAGGUGUGCGGUCUGUGGAUAAGAAAGGUCGGGAGGUGACCUAUGACCUCCAGGACAGGGUGAACUUUGCCGUGUUUCCAUCACUUCAGGGAGGACCUCACAACCACGCCAUUGCUGGUGUGGCCGUCGCCCUCAAACAGGCUUCCACUCCGAUGUUUAAACAAUACAUCACUCAAGUGCUGCUGAAUGCAAAGGCCAUGGCUAAUGCUCUGCUGCAGAAAGGCUACACCCUGGUGUCAGGUGGAACAGACAACCACCUGGUCUUGGUUGACCUUCGACCUUGCGGGAUAGACGGGGCUCGAGCUGAGAGGGUCCUGGAGCUGGUUUCCAUCACCGCCAACAAGAACACCUGUCCUGGAGACAAGAGCGCCUUGACUCCUGGAGGACUCAGGCUUGGAGCUCCGGCUCUGACCUCGCGACAGUUCAGGGAGGAAGACUUUGAAAAGGUUGUUGAGUUUAUUGAUGAGGGGAUUCAGAUUGCACUGGAUGUGAAAAAGAAGACUGGAAAUCUGGCCAGCUUUAAGUCCUUCCUGCUUGAGGAUUCAGAGACAAUGUCGCGUGUCACAGAGCUUCGCCAGCGGGUGGAGCUAUUUGCUAGGCCCUUUCCCAUGCCUGGAUUCACUGACCACUAACAACACA
Messenger RNA from Labrus mixtus (cuckoo wrasse), 1620 nucleotides. RefSeq names its product serine hydroxymethyltransferase, mitochondrial-like. Gene Ontology annotation, cellular component: cytoplasm; mitochondrial matrix; mitochondrial inner membrane. Gene Ontology annotation, molecular function: mRNA regulatory element binding translation repressor activity; cobalt ion binding; serine binding. The transcript is spliced from 12 exons. Gene Ontology annotation, biological process: purine nucleobase biosynthetic process; protein homotetramerization; L-serine catabolic process. Bases 108 to 1613 code for a protein of 501 amino acids. The record is from RefSeq and is a predicted model, not a curated record. Lineage: Eukaryota; Metazoa; Chordata; Actinopteri; Labriformes; Labridae.